AUGACAUCCAUAGCAGCGACCAAGCUUAUAAUCAUGCUCUGCGUUAAAACACACAAAAGAGAAGUUAUUGGUGGGACCUCGGAAGGAUUUGAGAAAUCAACCACGAUCCUGAUAUUGACAAUCGGAUUACUCGGGUUCGUAGGAAAUAUUGUAACUAUCAUAAAAAUUUCACGCGAUAAACGGUUUCAUACUCCAACAUAUCUUGCCAUCAGAUGCCUUGCAUUGCCAGAUACUCUAAAUAUCAUCACUUUCAUAUUAAUAUUGAUAGCAAUGAUUAUGAUGAUUAUGGAAGAUUCAUUCGAUCGUAUCAAAACCAUUUCAUAUACAUUAAGUUUUCUUAGUAUUUUUCAGGGGUUGAUUGCUAUCAGUGCAAUCAUUAUAAUACAUAUUAAGAAGGUAAAGGCUCUAAGAAUGUCGUCUGUUACAAACACCAUCCGUAGAAGAAUGAAUGUUAUUAUUUGCAUUAUAUUAUCAAUUUAUAUUUUCUCUCGUAUCCCUUUACUUUUAUUUAUGUGUUAUUCAUUUUAUGUUCUUUUUACAGGCAAUCUUUUUUCAGUUAUCUUUAAUAUGUACAUAUACAAUACAAGUCUACUUUUUGGAAUCCUUAAUUUCUCUUGUAACCCUUAUAUAAUUUUCUUGGCUUCAC
Molecule: messenger RNA, 646 nt
Organism: Saccostrea cuccullata (small rock oyster)
Lineage: Eukaryota; Metazoa; Mollusca; Bivalvia; Ostreida; Ostreidae
Product: melanocyte-stimulating hormone receptor-like
Exons: 3
Biological process (GO): G protein-coupled receptor signaling pathway
Cellular component (GO): membrane
Molecular function (GO): G protein-coupled receptor activity
Source: RefSeq, a predicted model, not a curated record